Molecule: messenger RNA, 1705 nt
Organism: Bubalus bubalis (water buffalo)
Lineage: Eukaryota; Metazoa; Chordata; Mammalia; Artiodactyla; Bovidae
Gene: GTF2E2
Product: general transcription factor IIE subunit 2
Exons: 9
Coding region: 439-1308 (289 amino acids)
Biological process (GO): transcription initiation at RNA polymerase II promoter
Cellular component (GO): transcription factor TFIIE complex
Source: RefSeq, a predicted model, not a curated record
CGGGAUGACGCACGCGCGUUCUCAGCGGCCGAGGCGCCGCGGUGCCUACCGGGACUGAGCUCCCAGUCGCCCGAUCAGGAAGUGGCGGGCGGAGCUGGGGGAAGAGUCGCCGCCUCAGCCGCCGCCGCCAGUGCGAAGACCCCCGAGCUGGCGGGGCAGCGCUGGGCAUGCGUGCCGGGCGGCGGAGGCGCUGACAACGAGCCCGAAGCGGCAGCCACGCGGGCGUGGGCGGCUGGUCCAGGCGGAGGCUCUGGGAGGCGGCGGCGGGGCGCGUGGGGCGGCCCUCCUGGCUCAGCUGCUUCUUGGAAACCUAGUUUGGAAUGAUUCCUAACCUUGAGUUAUAAUAGUUUUCUGCAGAGUUUAAAGACAUUUUCCAAAACAAGUCCCUGCGGUACUUUUUCCCCUUCCACUUCUACAUUGCUGUCUUUUCAGCGCAUUAUGGAUCCAAGCCUUUUGAGAGAACGGGAGCUGUUCAAAAAACGAGCUCUUUCCACUCCUGUAGUAGAAAAACGUUCUGUGUCUUCUGAGGCAUCAUCAUCAAAGAAGAAAAAAGCAAAGCUAGAACAUGGAGGAUCAUCGGGCUCUAAACAAAAUUCUGAUCAUAGCAAUGGAUCAUUUAAUUUGAAAGCUCUAUCAGGAAGCUCUGGAUAUAAGUUUGGCGUUCUGGCUAAGAUUGUGAAUUACAUGAAGACACGGCAUCAGCGAGGAGAUACACAUCCUCUUACUUUAGAAGAAAUUUUGGAUGAAACGCAACAUUUAGAUAUUGGACUCAAGCAGAAGCAAUGGCUAAUGAGUGAGGCACUAGUCAAUAAUCCCAAAAUUGAAGUAGUAGAUGGGAAGUAUGCCUUUAAGCCCAAGUACAACUUGAAAGAUAAGAAGGCUCUGCUUAGGCUCUUAGAUCAACAUGACCAGCGAGGCUUAGGAGGGAUUCUUCUAGAAGACAUCGAGGAAGGAUUGCCCAAUUCCCAGAAAGCUGUCAAGGCUUUAGGGGACCAGAUACUAUUUGUAAACCGUCCUGAUAAGAAGAAAAUUCUUUUCUUCAAUGAUAAGAGCUGUCAGUUUUCUGUGGAUGAAGAGUUUCAGAAACUGUGGAGGAGUGUCACCGUGGAUUCAAUGGACGAGGAGAAAAUUGAAGAGUAUCUGAAGCGACAGGGUAUUUCUUCCAUGCAGGACUCCGGACCAAAGAAAGUGGCCCCAAUUCAAAGAAGGAAAAAGCCUGCCUCACAGAAAAAGCGACGGUUUAAGACUCACAAUGAGCACUUGGCUGGGGUGCUGAAGGACUACUCUGAUAUUGCUCCUGGCAAGUAGUAAACAGUUUGGUCCGAGAGCAAAGAGUUUCAAAGUACAAGAUCUUCCGUGUUGACGCUGGCAUCUGCAGACUGAUCAUCUUCCUGUUCUCCUACCUAGGACCGAGGAGAGGAGCAGUUCAGUUUACAGAACUAGGGCAAAUUACCAAACUCGAAGCUUGUUUUCCUUAAUGGGCUACUGAGAAAUGUGAUGUCCCCUGUGAACCUCCUGUCACUUCUUGGGGGAACGGCGCUCAGCAUGGCGUGCAGGCAUCUUUGCUAUUUAUCGCUACUUCUCAGUGGCUCCUGGUUCCAUUUUCCCCUCUUUUAUUACUUUAGAACAAGUUUGCUGGUAGUCUUGAAUGCAAUAUUUGUUUAUUCCAAAAGAUCAUAUUUAUAAUAAAAUCAUUGUAGAAGGA